CGUCCUUUUGUUGGUCCCAGAAAGCCUAAAAAGCUUGCUUAUACUCAAAUUUGGCACCUCCCCGAAAAAACGCUCAUCUCCCAAAAUGUCCGACCCGGAAGUCUCAACCAUAGCCACAUCGGAGCAAGACUCCUCCGCCUCACCCCAACAAAACGGCGACCAAACCAAACUCUCCUCCGCCGGUUUCAGCAUAUGGCCACCUACUCAGCGCACUCGCGACGCCGUCAUCACUCGCCUAAUCGAAACCCUAACCACUCCCUCCGUCCUCUCCAAGCGCUACGGCACAUUGCCUUCUGACGAGGCCGCCUCAGCCGCCCGUCAGAUCGAGGACGAGGCUUACUCUGUCGCCAGUGACUCCGGCGCUCCGGACGGCAGCGACGGUAUCGAGAUCCUCCAGGUUUACUCCAAGGAAAUCAGUAAAAGGAUGCUUGAAACCGUUAAGGCUAGACCUACUAUAGGUUCCAAUGCCGCUGAUAACGAUGCUGCUGAAGUUGCUGAAGCUCCUCCGUCGGAGGAUCGUCCUUCUUCACCAACCAUAGAGGAUGCUCCUGAAACCGGCAAGAUCGAGACUGAGACUGAGACUGAUACCUGAUCAGCGAGGAUUAUAGUAUGUUAUCGCGGGGUUUUAUAUUUUAUUAUGAUGUUUACUAUAUUGAUCUAUCUUUAGAACCUUGUUUAUUUAUUGUGCCAUCAAUCUAUAUCACAUGUUAUUAUAAAUGUGGAGGUUUGUUUUGAUUUGCGUCGUUUGUAUUCUAGUUCAUUUUGAUUAUGCUAUCUCAAGAGAAUAUGUUGGAAUUUUGGAAUUGGAAUACAUCAUCAGUGUGACAGUAAGUAGGUAUUGUGUUCAUGAUUAUGGUUCUUCCUUUUUUGGGUGAUUGAUCAUGUCACAUGUUGUGGGGUUGCAAUUUGUGAAUCUCAUAAUAGUGUUUCAAUAAUUUUCUGUGACUGCAGUUUAUUGAAACAACUUGUUACUUGUUAGUGAUGAUAAUUGUUUGUAUUAAAUUACUUAUGUGAUGAUAUGUUUUCCUCUAUUGUGCAA
Molecule: messenger RNA, 1039 nt
Organism: Vicia villosa (hairy vetch)
Lineage: Eukaryota; Viridiplantae; Streptophyta; Magnoliopsida; Fabales; Fabaceae
Product: MFP1 attachment factor 1-like
Exons: 1
Coding region: 86-592 (168 amino acids)
Biological process (GO): mitotic cell cycle; lateral root development
Source: RefSeq, a predicted model, not a curated record